Molecule: messenger RNA, 351 nt
Organism: Strongylus vulgaris
Lineage: Eukaryota; Metazoa; Nematoda; Chromadorea; Rhabditida; Strongylidae
Source: the annotation of a GenBank genome assembly
CUGGACAGGCAUUGGAACAAGAAGCACUUCAUUAAAUCCCAAUGCGCCGAAUGUGGAUGGUUGGCAGCAGCCCCGCUUCGCUUGGUUGAACAUGCUUAUAUUGAGCAUUCUAAAAAAAUAUGUGGUUACUGCGGUGCUCAAGAUCCUCCAAUAGAUCAUGUGGCAGAUGCUCAUUGGCGACGUCUAAACAAGUCAGUGGCUCUGAAGAAGAAGGAUCGGAAAAAGACAGAGCAGAAGCCGAACAGUGAAAAAGUAGAGCAAGAUGUGGGUUUAUCAUGUGAAGAAGAAAAGGAAGUUAGCAGCGAUGAUGAAUCUGUCUCUGAUGGCUCACUAAAACUGAGAUGUGAGUAA